AUGGGCUCCAUUACUCCAUUUAACAUUGCCGUCCCAGACGCCGAGCUCAAGAAGCUCCACCAGAAGCUCAAACAAGCAGAGUUCCCCGAUGAACUGGACGAAGCGGGCUGGGACAUGGGGGUCCCGCUCUCCGACAUGAAGCGUCUGGUCACAAAAUGGCGUGAGAAGUUUGAUUGGCGAGCCCAAGAGAAGAAAUUGAACGACCAGCUCAAGCAGUUCACCGUCCCCGUUUCAGUGGACGGCUUCGACGAGCUCAAUAUUCAUGUUGUGCAUCAUCGGAGUGGGAACCCUCAUGCUAUUCCCCUCUUGUUUAUUCAUGGAUGGCCAGGAAACUUCCUCGAAGCUACGAAGCUGAUCCCGCUGCUUGUGAAGGACGAUGACGGACCGACUUUUGAUGUCGUGGCACCUUCACUGCCUAACUAUGGUUUCUCACAGGGCGUGCAGAAGAAAGGAUUCGGUCUGGCCCAGUACGCCGAAACUCUCCAUAAGGUGAUGAUUACCCUGGGAUAUGAGGAAUACGUCAUCCAGGGAGGAGACUGGGGCAGCAUGAUCGCCCGCACCAUGGCACAGUACUACGCUCGGCACAUCCAAGCCAUCCACCUGAAUUUUAUCCCCGUCACACCUCCAUUUCCUUGGCAGAGUCCUCUGCGUUUCCUUCAUUCCCUGGCGAGUGUCCCCUUCUCCGCGAAAGACCGGGCGGCCGUCUCCCGCACGGUGGACUAUGCUCUGCGCGGCAACGCGUACAUGAAGCAGCAGGAGACCCGGCCUCAGACGCUGGGAUAUGGUUUGCAUGACAGCCCUGUCGGGCUUCUCGCGUGGAUCUAUGAUAAAUUACAUUCCUGGUCUGAUAACUACCCAUGGACAGAUGAUGAGAUCUUGACUUGGGUCAGCAUUUACUACUUCUCGCGGGCUGGGCCGACAGCGUCGACUCGGAUCUAUUAUGAGGCUUCGGCGUCGAAGCCGGAAAGUGGGACUACUGGCAACGGCAAACAGGGGGAGCAGACGAUCACGAAGUGGAUGACGCUUUCGGAGGUCCUUGCAGCUUCUGCUCAUUAUAACGUGCGGUUCGCUGUGGCGCAAUUCAAGGAAGAGAUUGUUCAAUGGCCCAUCGCUUGGUACCGUUCUAUUGGGAACGUGGUGCAAGAGAAGGAGUUUGACCGUGGCGGUCAUUUUGCCGCGUGGGAGGUGCCUGAGUUGCUUGCGGGUGAUUUGAAGGAAUUCCUAGGUAGGGAUGGGCCUGCCUACGAUGUGGUUCAGGGCAAAGACGGCUAUUGA
This is a messenger RNA of Penicillium cinerascens, 1275 nucleotides long. Its product is annotated as epoxide hydrolase. Gene Ontology annotation, biological process: epoxide metabolic process. The transcript is spliced from 4 exons. Gene Ontology annotation, molecular function: epoxide hydrolase activity. The coding region runs from base 1 to 1275 and encodes 424 amino acids. Lineage: Eukaryota; Fungi; Ascomycota; Eurotiomycetes; Eurotiales; Aspergillaceae. The record is from RefSeq and is a predicted model, not a curated record.